CCCUGUGUCUCCUGUCCCUUCAGACGGUCUCUGUAGCUCUGUCAACAAUAACAGCUGCAGCCUCCAGGAGGAGAUGCCAUGACCUUCACCUUCACAGCUCUGCUCUGUCUGGGACUGAGUCUGCAACAUGGGACACCAGUGCUGGCAGGAACUCUCCCUAAGCCUAUUCUCAGAGUACAGCCAGACUCUGUGGUCCCUGAACAGACUACAGUGACCUUCUUUUGUGAGGGGUUCACAGGAGCCCAAGAAUACCAUCUGUAUAAAAUGGGGUAUUUCAGGCACACAGAGAUUCCAGCGAAUCCUAACAACAAGGCUGAAUUCUCAAUCAAAAAAAUAAGCCGUCAUGAAGCAGGGCAAUACACCUGUCGAUACUGGACCCGUAAUAGAUGGUCAGGAUACAGUGACUACAAGGAGCUUGUGGUGACAGGGGCCUACAGUGAACCCAGCCUGUUAGCUCAACCCAGCCCUGUGGUAACUGAAGGAGGGGAAGUCACCCUCCAGUGUGUCUCAAGACAACCAUAUUACAAGCUAAUUCUGACUAAGGAAGGACCACAAGAGUACUCUUGGAUACUAGACUCAGAGUAUGACCGCUCUACUGGGAAGUACCAGGCCCUAUUCCCUGUGGGCUCUGUGACCUCCAGGCAAAGGUGGAUAUUCAGAUGCUACAGCUUUGACAGUAACCAACCACUAGUGUGGUCAGAACCUAGUGAACCCCUGGAGCUUCUGUUCUCAGGGACCCACCACAAACCCACCAUCAAGGCUGAGCCAGGCACUGUGGUUGCCUCAGGAAGCCCCAUGAACAUCUCAUGUCAGGGAACCCAGGAUGCAGAAAUGUGUUUUCUGCAUAAAGAGGGAAGCCAUCAAUCCUGGGGUACACAGACCCAAAAGAAGUCUGGAAACAAGUCCACAUUCUCCAUUCCUUCUGUUGCAGACUACGUGGGGGGGCAAUAUCGCUGUUACUGCUACAGCUCAGCUGGCUGGUCAGAGCGCAGUGACACCCUGGACCUGGUGGUGACAGGACUCUAUGACAAUAAACCACGCCUGACAGCACUGCCCAGCACCGUGGUGACCUCAGGAGGGAACAUGACUCUCCAGUGUGUCUCACAGGAGAGAUAUGAAAAGUUCAUUCUCACCAAGGAAGAUCAGAAGUUCCUCAGCUCCCUGAACUCACAGUACAAUCGCAGUAUUGGGCAGUACCAAGCCUUAUUCUCUAUAGAGCAUGUAACACCUAACCACACAGGGACAUUCCGAUGCUAUGGUUACUACCAGCAAAGGCCACUGCUGUGGUCAGUACCCAGUGAGCCCGUGGUAAUAUACAUCUCAGGCCUGUCUAACAAGCCCUCUCUGCUGACUCACCAAGGUCAUAUCCUGGACCCUGGAAAGAACCUCACCCUGCAGUGUUGCUCUGACAUCAACUAUGACAGAUUUGCUCUGUACAAGGUGGGAGAAACAGACUUCACCCAGCUCUAUGGCCAGAGGACCCAGGCUGGCCUCUCCUUGGCCAACUUCACACUGAACCCUGUGAGCCGCUCUACUGGAGGUCAAUACAGAUGCUAUGGUGCACACAACCUCUCCUCUGAGUGGUCAGCCGCCAGUGACCCUGUGGACAUCCUGAUCACAGGACAGUAUCCUGACAGACCUUCCCUCUCAGUGAAGCCAAACUCCACAGUGCAGUCUGGAGACAACGUGACCCUGCUGUGUCAGUCAACAUACACAGCUGACACUUUCAUUCUGUCCAAGGAGGGAGCAACACACCAACUCCAGAAAAUAAAAUCCAAGUCACAAGAUGGGGAGCUCCAGACAGAAUUCUCCUUGAGUGCCGUGACCUCUGCCCACUCAGGCACCUACAGGUGCUAUGGUUCUCAUGACUCAUCUCCCUACAUGUUGUCACAUGCCAGUUUCCCUGUGGAGCUCUCUGUCACAGGUCACAUUGGAGCCUCCAUCCCACCACCCUCAAGUCCUUUGCCAACAGCUGGUCUGGAACAGUACCUGAAGGCUCUGAUCGGAGUCUCUGUGGCCUUCCUCCUGUUACUCUUGAUCCUCAUCUUUCUCCUUCUCCAGCGAAGGCAUCAGAGAAAGUUCAGGAAGGAUGCCCAGAAAGGGACAGAAUUGAAACUUCCUUCAGGAGACGCAGAGCCAGUAACCACAGACAGAGGCUGCAAGAAGAGAUCCAACCUAGCUGCUGCUGUCCAGGAAGAAAGCCUUUAUGCUUCAGUGGAGGACAUGAAACCUGAGGAUGAGGUCAAGCUGAACACUUCGCUACAGAGACCAUACACAGAAGAUUCCCAGGGAGAGACAUAUGACCAGGUGAAAGACUCCAGGCUAAGGAGGGCAGAAGCUGUCCUACCUUCUGUCAUCUCAAGGGAAGUCCCACAAACAAAAGAUGAACAAGCAGACGAGGACAGAGAGACAGACACUCAGGCUGCUGAAAACGAGGAGCCACAAGAUGUGGUCUAUGCCCAGCUGUGCAGCACGUCACUCAGACAGGGGACAGCUGUAACUCCUCCCUCCCAGGAAGGAGAAGCCUCAGAGGAGCCCAGUGUAUAUGCUGCUCUGGCAGUCGCUCAACCAAGUCCUGUUCCCAAUAAUGACGAUCAAUGACCCUCUAGCAUACAGGAGACCUACGGAGACCUCUGAGGGAUCCUGUGAAUUUUGGGAACCUGGCUGCAUUUUACUAACAUCAUACAUUUUGCAAAUGAAGAAUAUUACUCAAUAAUCAAUAGGAAUGAGAAAUGAUAUAGAAAGGAAGGAUUUUACUCUGAGUAAUAAUUUUUAUGACAUUCAUCAAAGCCAUGAAAUGAGAAAAAUUUCAGGCACAGAUCCAUAAUCUCAACCCAUGUGAACAUGAGUUAGGAGAAUUUCUUUGGUUUCUUAGCCAUCUUGGAAUACCUAGAGAUUUCAUACAAGCUUGGGCAAUGGAGUAAUACUUGUUUCAAACAACACUAACUUCCAUGGGCCAGGGGGAGGUACAUAUCAGAAAUGCUACCACUUUGGAGGUUUCAGCAGGUGCAUCAAGAAGACAAGGUCAUAGCGUAGGAAGAAGAGGCCAGCCUGGAUGACAUGUGACACUGUUGUAAAUAAAUAAAUAGGACACA
Mesocricetus auratus (golden hamster) is the source of this 3095-nucleotide messenger RNA. Its product is annotated as leukocyte immunoglobulin-like receptor subfamily B member 3. The record is from RefSeq and is a predicted model, not a curated record. Gene Ontology annotation, biological process: cytokine-mediated signaling pathway. Gene Ontology annotation, molecular function: inhibitory MHC class I receptor activity. Lineage: Eukaryota; Metazoa; Chordata; Mammalia; Rodentia; Cricetidae.